AUGCUCGUUCUCAACCACAAGCUCAUCCUUCUCGCCUUCCUGGUGCUCGCCCUCUUCCUGACCGCCGCCGACUCGGUCGACGCCAAGAAGCAGUGCCGCGCCAAGGGUCGUCACCACAAGCACCACAAGCAAUCCUCUAAGCCCACCUCGAACCAGGAUGCCACUGGAUCCAGCUCCAGCUCUUCUGCAAACUCCGACUCCUCAUCCAGCUCUGGCUCCGGCUCCGGCUCCGGCUCCGGCUCUAGCUCCUCGUCCAGCUCCGGCUCGUCCAGCUCGUCCUCGUCGGGCUCGUCUUCUUCGUCUUCGUCUUCGUCCUCCUCCUCCUCUUCGUCCAUUUCCAUCUCUGGUUUCACCCCUCCCAAGGGCAAAGCAGGUGUCGCUGGCGGCAACUCGCUCAAGUGGAUCUCCAACUCGCUUGGAUGGUACUACGAUUGGACUCCUAACCCGGACAACUCGAACGGCGACAAUUUACUCGCCGUCCCCAUGCUUUGGGGUCUCGGCCGCGUCGACCACGACGACGACUACUCUCGCUUUGCGGCCUUCAAGAAGCUCAAGCCGGGCGCCGCCCCCUUUGUCAUGGGCUUCAAUGAACCAGAUUUUUCCGGCUCUGGUUCGUCGGGCAAGAUCUCCCCCACCGACGCUGCUUCGGCUUGGGACCAGUACCUCGGCCCUCACGCUGAAGCCGGUGCCAAGCUGAUCUCGCCGAGUAUGGCCAUGCAGAAGGACGAGACCUUCAUGGCUCCUUUCCUCAAGGCCGUCAAGCACAAGCCCGACAUCAUCGCAGUGCACAUCUUCCAGGACAACAUGGACGGCGUCAAGGGCGUCCUCGACCACUACGCCCAGUACGGCAAGCCCAUGUGGAUCACCGAGUUCGCCUGCAUCAACUACCAAGGCUCGUCGCCCGUCUACUGCGAUCAGAGCAAGGUCGACUCGAUGCUCAGCCAGAUGGUCCAGCUGUUUGAGUCCGACUCGCGCGUCGCUGCCUACUCAGUUUCCGAUGCCAACAACGGUCCUUACGGCGACCUGACGCCCAACCAGUCCGGUCAGAGUCUCAGCGCCACGGGCAAGUCGUACCUCGCCUCGGUGCAGAAGGCUGACAACAGCAAGCGUCGUCGUGACGGCCUUGUUCCCGUUCGCAGGUGA
This is a messenger RNA of Sporisorium graminicola, 1143 nucleotides long. RefSeq lists its product as uncharacterized. The coding region runs from base 1 to 1143 and encodes 380 amino acids. Gene Ontology annotation, cellular component: fungal-type cell wall. Gene Ontology annotation, biological process: fungal-type cell wall polysaccharide metabolic process. Lineage: Eukaryota; Fungi; Basidiomycota; Ustilaginomycetes; Ustilaginales; Ustilaginaceae. The record is from RefSeq and is a predicted model, not a curated record. The transcript has a single exon.